Dama dama (fallow deer) is the source of this 2277-nucleotide messenger RNA. It is a transcript of the gene FAM110B, whose product is annotated as family with sequence similarity 110 member B. NCBI's taxonomy places the organism in Eukaryota, Metazoa, Chordata, Mammalia, Artiodactyla, Cervidae. The coding region runs from base 833 to 1972 and encodes 379 amino acids. The transcript has 5 exons. The record is from RefSeq and is a predicted model, not a curated record.
CUCGACUCAGACCGAGCCGCCGCGGCCGCCGCCAGCUCGGCCCCCAGCUGCCUCGCGUCCCGGACCCCGCGGCCUUCCCGGUCCGUCGCUCUGCCUUCCGGCGGCCCGGGCGGCCCGGCCCCCGUCCCUCGCGGGCCUCGACUCCUUCUCCCCGCCGUCCCCGGAGCCCGGUGCCCGGCUCGAGCCGCACAGGGGAGCGCGGCCGAGAAGAAGCUGAAAGUAGAGAUCUAUUGGCCUGAAAUCAUUGCCACCUGCUCUGGAAAGCCCUUGGAGGAGACUCCAGUUAUAUUUCUCACCUAGUCCGGAGAGCCCAAACCUCAGGGCUAUGAAACAGCUGUCUCCAACUGGACAUCCAGGGCGCCUCUCCUGUUCUUUCUGACUCUUGAAUUGGAAGCUAACAAGACUCUGCAGCCUGGAAAGGAAGUAAAAGCUAUUUCGUGCAGUGGAGAGUACUUGAAGGGAGCGAGGAUUCCCUGCGAUUCCUGCCUGCAACUGGGCAAACACUCAUUCCCCUCUCAGCUCUGCCUGCAGUUGAACACAAAGACCUGGAGGAGACUCCCACAUCCUUCGGGGAGGAGAAAGGAGGCGGCGAGGCCCGACUGCAGGAACUUGGGGGCUGGUGGCCUCUGCGCACCGGCCGGCCGGCGAGGGGGCGAGGGGAUUAGAGUCCCGGGGCGGUGACCGAGCGGGAGAUGAGGCGCUGCCGCCGCCGCUGACCCUCGGUUCUGGAGCAGCCGCUGCGCUUUGUGCUGCCCGCACAUGUGUCUGCCCGGCGCAUCCGGAGGCGCGCACACGAGCAUCCACCACGGCCGCCGGGGAGAGAGUGCCCGCCAUGCCCACGGAGAGCCUACAGACAGGUAGCAUGGUGAAGCCGGUCAGCCCCGCCGGCACCUUCACGUCGGCCGUGCCCCUGCGCAUCCUCAACAAGGGGCCCGACUACUUUCGCCGCCAGGCGGAGCCCAACCCCAAGAGACUCAGCGCCGUGGAGCGGCUGGAGGCCGACAAGGCCAAGUACGUCAAGAGCCAGGAGGUCAUCAACGCCAAGCAGGAGCCCGUGAAGCCGGCGGUGCUGGCCAAGCCCCCUGUGUGCCCGGCCGCCAAGCGCGCGCUCGGCAGCCCCACGCUCAAGGGCUUCGGCGGCGGCGGCGCCAAGAGCGAGGGGGGCGCGCCUCGCGAGACCCUGAAGCUGGAGAUCCUCAAGAACAUCCUCAACAGCUCCGAAGGCUCGAGCGCGGGCUCGGGCCACAAGCACAGCGCGCGGAACUGGCCGGCGCCCCGGGCCGACGCGGCCGAGCUGCACCGGCACUCGUUCGCCGAGUCGCUGCGCGCGCGCCCCGCGCCGGGCCGGGGCAGCCCCCAGGAGGGCGGCUCGCACGUGGGCCGCCGGCCGCCCGAGCCCGCCUCUUCCGCCGCCGCCGCCGCCGCCGACGCCUUUCUGCACGUGUCCCACAGCUCCUCGGACAUCCGCCAGGGGCCCGGCGCCAGGCCCUUGAAGGCCAUCCUCCCCUGCAGCAGCUCCGCCCCGCCGCUGCCCCCCAAGCCCAAGGUGGCCGCCCCGGCCGCAGUGAAGUCCCCCGAGGCCGAGGCGGCCGAGCCAGCCGGCGGGGUGGGCCGGAGACCCUCGCUGCAGCGCUCCAAGUCGGACCUGAGCGACAGGUAUUUCCGCGUGGACGCCGACGUGGAGCGCUUCUUCAACUACUGCGGACUGGAUCCAGAGGAGCUGGAGAACCUGGGCAUGGAGAACUUCGCGCGGGCCAACUCGGACAUCAUCUCGCUCAACUUCCGCAGCGCCAGCAUGAUCAGCUCGGACUGCGAACAGUCUCAGGACAGUAACAGUGACCUUAGGAACGAUGACAGUGCCAAUGACCGGGUGCCCUACGGCAUCUCCGCCAUCGAGAGGAACGCGCGCAUCAUCAAGUGGCUGUACAGCAUCAAGCAGGCCAGGGAGUCGCAGAAGGUGUCCCACGUGUAAGAGGCAGCAGCGCGCCCGGAGGGAGGCGGGGGGUCUCUGUCCGCGCCUCGGCACUUGUGAAGAUUGUGAGGUCUCCUUGAAGUGUUGUGAGCUUCUCCACUCUCUUUGUGUUGCUUGUUGUGCAAUGUCUUUCCAGUUGCAUGCCCGCCAACACGGGGACUGACCUGGCGUCCUCGGCUACCAUCGCUGCAGAGCCUGGCCGGUCGCGCGUCAUCCGCCCCAAAGUGUCAGGCCACAUCCUAAUUUAGGGCUUCAAUCUUUGGCAAAACUGUUUACACGGAAAACGGUAUACAACUUCUUCAAUA